UCCAAGAUGGCUGCCGAGGGAGAGAAACAGGCGGGCUGCAACCCCGUAUUCACUCCGGAGGAGUUCAAAGGUUACCCGACGCAGCCCAGCCCCCCCAGUUCUGCCCCCAGCACCCCCCUACACCAGCCCCCUGUCUACACGGAGGAGGACUACAAAACCUUUGACAUCAUCCGAGCCACGCAGUACGGAGUGAUUGACAGGUGUCAUGAACUGGUUGAAACCGGUUUCGACGUGCGCACACCGGACAAGGAGAAUGUCACGGUUCUACACUGGGCAGCCAUCAACAACCGGCUGGAACUGGUCAAGUACUACAUCAGUAAGGGAGCGAUCAUUGAUCAGCUCGGGGGGGAGCUAAACUCCACCCCUCUCCACUGGGCCGUACGGCAGGGCCACAUGUCCAUGACUGUCCUACUCAUGCAGUACGGAGCCAACCCUGCACUUCUGGACGGGGAAGGUUGUGCCUGUCUCCACCUGGCUGCCCAGUUUGGCCACACAUCUAUAGUCGCAUACCUGCUGGCCAAGGGACAGGAUGUGGACAUGAUAGACCAGAACGGCAUGACAGCGCUCAUGUGGGCAACUUACAGGACAUACGGCACGGACCCGACGCGUCUUCUCCUGACGUUUAACGCGAGCGUGAACCUGGGGGACAAGUACCACCGGAACACGGCGCUGCACUGGGGCGUGAUCUCCGGCAACACCAACGUGAUCACGCUGCUCAUCCAGCACGGUACCAACCUCAACGCACAGAACGACAGGGGAGAAACGCCUCUGGACAUCGCCGUUGCCAAGAGAAACCAGUGGAUCACCCAACGUCUGCAGAAGGCUCGGGAAGAGAAGGGACUGGACAGUACCCCUAUUAUGCAGAGGAUCAAGUCUGACCAGCGAAUCCGUCGUUACGUAAUGUGGGGGUUCCCAUUCGUUGUGAUCUACGUGAUCGGGCUGAUCUGUGAGCUGGACGAGCGAUGGUACAUCAAGCUGCUGCUCAUGGGCAUGCUCUACUUCUGCGGUUACAUCGUCAAAAAGGUGUUUUUUGACAGCACUUUCCAGACAACCAUCCCAGUAGCCAUCUACCUGGCCACAAAGUUCUGGAUGUACGUCACAUGGUUCGGCUGGUUCGGCCCUUAUGUGUCUGACCUUGAGGUGCGUGUCCCGUUCCUGGUGAACACGGCGUUCCUGAUGUACAACUUCUACCGCUGCUGGCGCGUCGACCCCGGGGUCGUCAACAACACAGCAGAGCAGAGGAAAAACACCAUAACUGAGCUUGCCGAGAAGGGAAAUCUGAACCUACAUGAACUCUGCAGCACAUGUGUGGUGAGAAAACCCAUCCGCUCCAAGCACUGCUCCAUCUGCAACAGGUGCAUCGCUAAGUUCGACCACCACUGCCCCUGGGUCGACAACUGUGUGGGAGUCGGGAACCACCACUACUUCCUGGGUUACCUGUUCUUCCUGCAGGGCAUGAUCAGCUGGUGUGUGUACGGCUGUUUUACAUACUGGAGCCAGCACUGCGGCCUGGGUUUCUCCCAGCUGGGUUUCUGGUCGUACGUGGGUGCCGCGGGCCACUGCUCGCCGUGGGUCAUGUGGAUCUUCCUCAACGCUCUGCUGCACUUCACCUGGGUCGGCAUCCUGCUCGUCUGCCAGGUGUAUCAGAUUUUCUGGGUUGCCAUGACGACCAACGAGCGGAUGAACUGUAAGAGAUACAAACAUUUCCUGUCCAGCAGCGGAGACAUCAGGAGCCCCUUCAAUUUUGGCGUAAUUCAGAACAUAUCGGAUUUCUUCAACGUGCGAAUCCCGGGUCUGGCGCGGCCGCACGUGGUCGACUGGCGGCAGCAGUACAGCGUCAACAUCCGGGAACAACCCGCCGACAAGGCGUACCAGUUCGUAUAACCCCAGGGGUCGUUGUCAGGGGCAACCGUAGGGUAGGCAAGGCCUUAUAUGGCAGGGGAGGCUAUCAAUGUGAAUCAGACGGGUAGAAAAUGUCAUUUGGGCAGAGGGAAGUUAUCAAUGUAAACAUGAAGGGUAGACAAGGCCUACCAGUUCGAAAACCCUGGGGGACGCUAUAAGGGCAACCAUAGGGUAGACAAGGCCAUAUAUGGCAGGGGGAGGCUAUCAAUGUAAACCUGAAGGGUAAAAAAGACCUACCAGUUCAUAUGACCUCUGGGGAGACUAUCAGUGUGAACUUUGAGGGUAGACAAGGCCUUAUAUGGCAGGGGG
Branchiostoma belcheri (Belcher's lancelet) is the source of this 2211-nucleotide messenger RNA. RefSeq names its product palmitoyltransferase ZDHHC17-like. Gene Ontology annotation, molecular function: protein binding; palmitoyltransferase activity. Lineage: Eukaryota; Metazoa; Chordata; Leptocardii; Amphioxiformes; Branchiostomatidae. The transcript is spliced from 17 exons. Gene Ontology annotation, biological process: protein palmitoylation. The record is from RefSeq and is a predicted model, not a curated record. Bases 7 to 1884 code for a protein of 625 amino acids. Gene Ontology annotation, cellular component: Golgi membrane.